AUGCCACCAAAAAGACGAAAAGCCAACACAGAGGCAGCACCAGAACUAAAAACUAAGAAGAUAAAAGUUGAAGAGGGUGGAGAUGCUGCAGAAGAGUUUGAUGGACUUUGGGAGUGGGAAGCUGAUGGUAAUGUCUGGACACCAUUUUCUAAACAGUUGAAUAAGAAAAUCAAUGAGGCAUUUAUGAAUAAAGAUAAACAGUUUGAGUUUGAUGCAGCUCCAAAAGUGAAAAUGGUUGUAAAACUAGAGGAUGGUAAACAGAAGAAUAAGAAGACAGGAUAUGAGAGAAGAGUUCGAUGUUCUGUUAAAGAGAAACCUGGUGGUGAUUAUUAUAUCUGGGAAUGGGAAGAUGAGAAAAAUAACUGGAAUCCAUACCCACCAUUCAUUAAUCAAGAACUAGAGAAUGAGAAUAUUAGCAAGGGGAAAAAGAAAUCAGUGACAUAUUGCCCUGGUAGAAAUACAGAUAGAACAUAUGAUAUAGACACAGUCAAGUUGAUACAAACAGCUCAACAUACUGGUGUAGAACGAAAAAUACGCAGAACAAAAUUAGAUCCAGUGGAGCUUAAAGAUGUACCUGAAGAUGAUGUUAAGCCGUCUGUGUCCAAUGGAGAAGCAAAUGGAGCAGGAGAUGCUUCAACUUCUGCAGGUAAAUCAGGGAGAGCCAGUAAGAGUAAAUCUGCUGGAAAAUCAGCAGGUAAAUCUGGAGGGAAAGCUAGUAAAGUGGAAGAAGAAACCAAGUCAGUAGUACGUAAAAUAGUAAAGAAAGGGGAAGCCCCUGUAGAUGAUGAAUGCCCUGUAGCUAGUAAAACACAUGUUUAUAUUGAAUCUAAAGAUGUAUGGGAUUGUAUGUUGAAUCAG
This is a messenger RNA of Lottia gigantea (owl limpet), 858 nucleotides long. RefSeq lists its product as hypothetical. Lineage: Eukaryota; Metazoa; Mollusca; Gastropoda; Lottiidae. The annotation marks the transcript as partial. Gene Ontology annotation, molecular function: zinc ion binding. The transcript has 6 exons. The record is from RefSeq and is a predicted model, not a curated record.